CCAUUCUGAAUGUGGGACUGGUUUCUCCUCUUGACCCUGCCCUACAGACCAUAAAGGAGAACAGCGAGAGGCCCCCAGCAAACAUCCGCAGAUGGCCCUGGACAUCAGCCACAUUCUGAGAAACAUGUCAUGUUCUGGGAGGGCUAAGGCGUCAAGUAAGGUCUAUGGGGCUGGAGGAUCCCAGGGCAGGUAGAGCAAUCCAGGGCCGUGGGGGCUUCUGUGGGAAUCAGAGGUCCCAUGGUAGAGGCAGGGGUUCUACAGGAGGAGUGACAGAGCCGCCAAGGGCUCUACUGGCCCAGGGAGCAGUCAACACCAUGGACUGAACACCCGCUGGGCUCCAAGCCCUGGGCCAGGCUGGGGCAUGUGGGGCUAGGAGGCAGCUCAGAGUGGGAGGCAGGGAGAGAAGUGUGCCCAGAAGGCACCCAUUUCUGGAUGUAAUGUGGUCCUGAGAUUCUGGCUGGGAAGUCUUUCCAGGGUUUCUUACGUGUUAUGGAACUGCUUCUUCUCCCCAGCCUCACCCUGCAGGCAUCUCAGUAAGUACAUUGCCACCAUCUUGGAGCUGCAUAGUGUAACGGCACCAGCAGAUCUGCCUGUGCACAGACUUCCUGUACUACCCAGUCCUGAGGAGAGAUGCUUCUUCAGGGCUUGCGACCUGGAGCACAACUUUACACACCAUCAUCCUGGAGCAGCACUGCACCCUCACUAGCCAGGGUGUUGAUGACUUCCUCAAGGCCAAGGCCACGUUCAAGAUUUUUGACUUCAGUGAUUCAUUUGUGCUGAGCGAGUUGGGCUUCUCGGGGAUCUUAAUUCAGGCGGUAGAAUGCAGCUUGAGAUCAAGUGUCUGAUCAAAGAAUUUGAACUUGAUCUGGAGGGCUCUGGGGAGCCAUGGAAAGUGCUGGAUACAUGAGGGACAGUCAGAUAUGUUUUAGAGAUGAUUGUGGAAGGCUGCCUGGAAGGGAUGAACAAGAGCCAGGAGACCAGGGAGGGAGCUUGUGGGGAGGUCUGGAGAUGGCAAGGGAGGGAUCCUGCUUGGAUCAAAGGUCUUCAGGGACUGUCUCAGGUGCUCUCAGAGCUAGUGUGCUCAGAAGUCUUGUCUCCAGGAUGAAAAUGGGAAGGAGUUGUCAAACAAGGAAAUAUAAAUGGAGGCUGGCAUGUUUAUGAGUGCCAAUCGUGGUCCCGGUGUGGGAACUACUGUGGGAACAGGAGUCUCUCCAUCCAGGGACAUGGUGGAUGGACCCUACAUCUCUCCAUGCUGCCUUUCCUUUCCCUGCCAUUCUCCUGAGGGCCUCAGUGCAUGGGCACUGUCCAACCUCUGGUGCUGAAGCAGCCAAGAAGCCCAAGACUGGGUGGCUGCCACUUAGGAUAUGAUAGCACAGCCAGUGGCCUCCACUGCAUCCUGUACAACCUCAGAAGACACCCAGACACUGAGAGUGCUGCCACCACGUGGUGCAAGAGUUCUGAGGGAUCGCAAUCCUGAAGACAAUGAAUGGAGGGUGCAGGGCCUCAUGGCCUGUUCCCCAGCCCCUCUCAUUGGCUCUGGUCCAGGUGGUGAAGGGGCAUAACGUUUCUGCCAGUUCUGCCAUGAUUGCCUAGCAGGAAAAGGAGCAGAGUCCAGAAGCAGAGCCCGGUAUCCAGCCUGCCUAACAAGGGAGAAUUUGUAGACUUUGUGGACAGAGAGAGCUGGGAGUCCAUACCUUCACCCACUAACUUGCUGAGACACUGGUAAAAUCAGUUUUCUUUUCUUAACUACGUUUCUGUCAUCUGUAAAUUGAGGGGAAUUUCUUCUACCUCAUGAGGCUGCUUGGAGAAUUAGUGACAGUUCGUGCAGAGCAGGUGCCACCCAGCAGGCAUUUGGUGUCCAGACCACUCCUCUUCCCCCUUGAUUUUCUGCCUCAAUGUGCAUUUUGUUCUUAAGACAUUCACUCCCCUUAAUUUUGCUCUUUCCUCUGUUCCUGCCUUAUCGUCUAUCCCAUGGAGUCACCAGGAUCUAAGUGGACAACAUUCAUGUGUGCAUGUAUGUGUACAUACAUAUGCACUGUGUUGGUGUUAGAGUGUGGUGUGUGAAGGUAUGUGUGUGUGUGUGUUGGAAUCAGUGACUCACUGAAACUCCCCACACCAGGCUGUGUUCCUGCUCAUUGUUGGAGGUGCUGUCAGGGGCCCUGCCCUCAACCCCAGGUCUGACCCUUGCAGUGCAGGCAGGACAUUCUGGAGGAAUCAUGACCUUGGAAGGGUCCCUGAGGUUUGACUGGUGGGUAUCAGUGGAUAAAUACCCCAGCUCCCUUGCUCUGGAUGAGAUGACUCUGAGGCGCGUGUUCUAUGCUGUCUCUCGGAGGUACCUGGCAGGGCUGAGUCCUGGCUGCCACAGUGGAAACUUUCUUGAUGAAGGUCCCGUUAACUGCUGCAUUCCUUUCCUGUCUCUGUUCCCCACGGCUCUACCGGUGUUUCCUGAGAUUCGCACCCUAAGGAAGGACUGGCAGUCGAAUUACUGUCGUAGAGUUUUUAUGAAAAAGGAACAUGAGAGGGAAAGUCGCUUGCCCAGAGUCACCCAGCUGAACAGUGGUGGAGUUCAACUUUGACCAUGGGUUGUCUGGCCCCAAUGUGGUUGCUUGCUCCUCACCCAUGAGACUCCUCCCUUAUCAGCGUCAAAAGAAUGUAUGCAGGACCUCAAAAGUGGGAUCUCUGAUGCCUAUGCCAUAGAAAGCCCAGGCUCAUGGGUGUUGCCCGUGCACUCACUCUUAUCUCAUUAAGAGUAGUGAAGAAAAACAUGCUCAGUGCUGACCGUGUGACUGGGGGUGUUGUUUUAGACACUCUCUGCUUACUUUAAUUCAUUUAAUUUUCACAAUAACCUUGUUUUUACUUCUAGUUGUUAGAUGGAAAAACUGGGGCAAAGAGCAAUACGGAGAGUUGCGAAAAUUCAUUCCACUGGUCCAGGUUUGAACCAAGCAGUCUGCACCUGGAGUCCUGGUUUGUAACUAUGGCACCCUGGCUUCUCACACAUCUCCUCAUGGAGUUUCACCUUGUUUCAGGCAUGGCACUGAGCAGCUUCUUUUAAGAACAUAAUUUGUAAUUAUGUAGAUUACUAGUUCUGCUUCAAAAUGCCACACAGCCUUGGUGUGAUGAAAUGAAACCAUUGGUAAGUCUGAGCAUUGAGAACAAGCAUUCUGUUUUCCACUCCUGACUCCAUUCCAACAGCUGGGACAGUGUUUCCUCUGUGCCUGUAGAAACCUCAGCUCCUGUGCCGAGGAGCCUGGUCCCUCUGGGGAAUGUAGCAGUCAGGUGCUGGCAGGGACCUUGAAGCGACUGAAGGGUCAUGAAGAAAAAGCUGUUUACAAAGGUUUGGGCAGGGCCAAGGGAAGCAGGUGGUAUGGCACAGGGCCCUGGUGUUAGCAUCUUGUGGGUGCUGUCACCACCCUCCAUUUUGAUGGGGCCACGGAGAAGCUGUUCCAGGAACUCGGAAAAUCUGCAGCUGAGAGUGGAGGCCAGAGGAGGUAUCACUCCGUGUGCCCUUCAACGGUCUCCGGAUACCGCCACUGACCACGCUACAAUCUCCUUAUUAGACUGGAGAGGCUGCAGCCAUGUUGCAGACCCUGGUCAGAGUGAAACGUUCCAUGGGAACUCGGGCCAUGAGAAACAUCCUUCCUGUCUGCCUUACUGCAGAAACAUCCGUAUCACAUCGUCCCGGGCAAAGGCUCCACAGUCUGUCUGCAGGAACAUCCUUGCCAUAUCCUGCUGAGCAACAAGCUCUACCACCCAGACCCCGCCGUCCCAGUCCCAAGAUUACCCCAGCCUGUGAGCAGCAGUUGUGCCAGCACUAAGCUGGUUUAAUCCUCCCCAGGGUCUUGCUGGCAAUAAAGAGGUUGCUGUUGAAGCUGC
Molecule: messenger RNA, 3873 nt
Organism: Macaca mulatta (Rhesus monkey)
Lineage: Eukaryota; Metazoa; Chordata; Mammalia; Primates; Cercopithecidae
Source: RefSeq, a predicted model, not a curated record